CGCAUCGUCUCUUUCUGCAGCAUCACGUCUGCCCAUAGUCUGAUCUCGUUCUGAAGUCUCGCGAAGGUCGCACGAGAAAGAGAAGCUGCGUUUCAGGCAAUCGCCAUUUUGGAUCUAUCCCCGCGUUGUUGCUAAAAUGCAAGCAGUCUUAUUUUGAGCCAACAUGACAUCAGUUUCUCCAUAGUCCUGUAUGAGUUUCAUCUUCCCUCCCAUCCCGUAACUAACGAUGGCGUCCGGCGGUGCAGGUAGCAGGGUCUCCUGCGGGAGAGAUUUGAGUUGUGUUCCCGAAGUGGCGGAUACCCUCGCUGCGGUCGCCAAAUUAGGCUUUGAUUUCCUGUGCAUGCCGCUGUUCCACCCGCGGUUCCGACGGGAGUAUGAACUGGACCCUGCUAAGUCACGACCCGGAGCCCAAACACGCUCUGACCUGCUGUUAUGUGGCAGAGAUUGGAACACACUUAUCGUGGGAAAGCUGUCACCCUGGAUUGAGACAGACUCAGAGCUGACCACAGAACGCAGGAAUUCAGAAGAAGCGCUGGUACAGGAGCUCAAUUUCUGUGCUUAUCUGGGGCUGCCAGCUUUCAUGAUCCCCCUAAGGGGUCCGCACUGUGCCAACCUGGCUCGAAUCCUGCUUAACCACAUCCACACAGGACACCACUCUUGCAUGUUCAUUUUCACAGGGGCAAACCGCCACAGUGAGAAAGACAUGCGCUCGUACCUGCAGUAUCUGGAGUACCUCAACCAAAACCGUCCAGCGCCUAAUGCCUAUGAGCUCUUCGCCAAAGGCUAUGAAGAUUACCUUCAGUCACCACUGCAGCCUUUAAUGGACAAUUUGGAAUCACAGACGUAUGAAGUUUUCGAAAAGGAUCCCAUCAAAUAUUCUCAGUACCAACAGGCUGUAUAUAGAUGUCUACUAGACAGAGUUCCUGAAGAACAGAUGGAAACCACUGUGCAGGUUUUGAUGGUACUAGGUGCAGGUCGUGGUCCACUGGUAAAUGCCUCACUUCGUGCUGCAAAACAGGCUAAGAGGAAACUGCGUGUGUAUGCCGUCGAGAAGAACCCAAAUGCUGUUGUCACGCUGGAGAACUGGAAAUUUGAGGAGUGGGGUGAUCAGGUGACUGUUGUAUCAUGUGACAUGAGGGAAUGGACUGCUCCAGAGAAAGCAGAUAUCAUUGUGAGCGAGCUUUUAGGCUCAUUCGGAGACAAUGAGCUUUCACCCGAGUGCCUGGAUGGAGCGCAGCACUUCCUCAAAGAUGAUGGCAUAAGCAUUCCCUGCUCUUACACGUCUUUCCUGGCUCCACUGUCCUCCUCUAAACUAUAUAAUGAAGUGCGUGGGUGUCGGGAGCGAGACAAAGACCCCGAGUGCCAUUUUGAGACACCAUAUGUUGUCAGACUACACAACUUCCACCAACUUGCAGACCCCAAACCCUGCUUCACCUUCGUACAUCCCACCACAGAUAUGAAUAAUAACCGGUAUCAAUGUCUACGGUUCUUCAUUGGAUGUAAUUCAGUGCUUCACGGCUUUGCUGGAUAUUUUGAGGCCACACUCUACAAAGAUGUCACGCUCAGUAUAAAACCUGAAACACACUCUCCUGGGAUGUUCUCCUGGUUCCCCAUUCUAUUCCCUUUGAAACAGCCGAUCCCGCUGUCCUGUGGCAAUAAUGUGAGCGUGAGGUUCUGGAGGUGUAACAAUGGAAAGAAGGUCUGGUAUGAAUGGGCUGUGACUGAGCCUAUAUGCUCCGCUAUUCACAACCCUUCUGGGCGCUCUUACACCAUCGGCCUGUAGCAAGCUGACAUCUGCUGAGACAUGUGGUUACACUGACUUUUGUUUUGUCUUGUUGUUGUUUUUUA
Molecule: messenger RNA, 1848 nt
Organism: Sinocyclocheilus rhinocerous
Lineage: Eukaryota; Metazoa; Chordata; Actinopteri; Cypriniformes; Cyprinidae
Product: protein arginine N-methyltransferase 5-like
Exons: 13
Coding region: 227-1783 (518 amino acids)
Biological process (GO): regulation of DNA-templated transcription; peptidyl-arginine N-methylation
Cellular component (GO): cytosol; nucleus
Source: RefSeq, a predicted model, not a curated record